AAUUCCAUGUAAUAUUAUUUAUUAUAUACUUUGUUAUUUUCUCAAGAUUUAUGUAUGUAUUUAUAAUAAUGCCGCUAUUAGCCGGCUGAACUUCCUAAUCUUGGACAAUUAACAACCUAUAAAUAGGUCCUUAGAUAAACAACAAAUUCAAAUCAUAUAUAUAAUAAUAACUUUCAAAAAUAUUCUACAAAUAGUUAAUUUUCAAAAAAAAAUUCUCAAUGGCCUCAACAAGUUUGUUAAUUGCACUUUUUGUUUUUGUUGUUGCCAUGGUUGCUGGUCCAGCAAUGGCAACUGAACAUUGGGUUGGUGAUGAUCAAGGUUGGAAGCUGGACUUUAAUUACACAACUUGGGCUGCCACCAAAGAAUUUCAUGUUGGAGAUAAGCUUAUAUUCAAGUACAAGAAAGACGCGCACAACGUGUAUAAAGCAGAUCAAGAAGCCUUCAAAAGUUGCACACCAAGUAGUGAUGUUACACCUUUAACUUCUGGAAAUGAUGUGAUUACUCUCACUUCACCAGGGAAAAAAUGGUACAUUUGUGGAAUUGGCAAACAUUGCGAAAAGGGAGUGAAACUUGCUAUCAAUGUUUUGGCAGCUGAAUCUGGAGCUCCUUCUCCUUCGCCUUCUUCGCCUAGUGGUCCUGCUUCUUCGUCUGCUUCUUGGAUUUCUCCUGAUUCCAAGUUCGUUGCUGUGGUUGCUGCUGCAUUCGCCAUGUUUGUCGUGAUCAUGACUUGAGGAUUAAUGAAUUAGUUCGCGCUUUUUUGGGUCGUAUGGAUCUUCUGAUGAUCAUAUAUCAAUUUGUUGUGUUAUUUGUUUUCACAUUCAAUAAUUUAGAUAUUUGAGGCAAUCAGGAGUAUUAUCUGAGGCUCCUGGAUGUAUGUUAUUUCUUUUGCAUUACUUGUGUUACCCAACAUUUGUUUAUGUCCAAGAUUCAUCAGUGCUAUGUGUUAAUUAACCAUUGUGCAACAUUAGAAUUGAAACAUGUAA
This is a messenger RNA of Capsicum annuum, 983 nucleotides long. RefSeq names its product mavicyanin. The coding region runs from base 219 to 731 and encodes 170 amino acids. NCBI's taxonomy places the organism in Eukaryota, Viridiplantae, Streptophyta, Magnoliopsida, Solanales, Solanaceae. Gene Ontology annotation, molecular function: electron transfer activity. The transcript has 2 exons. The record is from RefSeq and is a predicted model, not a curated record. Gene Ontology annotation, cellular component: plasma membrane.